AUGUUUGGUAAAUUUAGAAGUUUAUUGAGUUGGGAUAAACGUACUGUAGUACAACGUUAUACACAAGAUCUGUCACAAAUUACAGGUGAAAUUCAUGUCCUUGAGAAAAAUUUACAACAAGGUCAAAUAACGAUAAAUCGUAUUCAAUCACAACUGACUACUUAUGGACUUAUGGUAUCUGGUGUAGUGAUGGCAUAUGUGUACAUGGAACGUAUCUUUCCUUAUUGGAGUGUACCUGUAUGCUUGACGAUGACCUUUAUAUCUUGUAUUAUUAUGCUAUUAUCAUUAAAAUGGUUAUUUUCAUUAAUGUAUGGAAAAUAUCAAACUUAUCAAAAUAAGAAAUUGAAUAAAUUGAAAGCUAUACAUCAAAAGAAAUUAAAUGAACUUAAAAAGGAGACAAAUUUUCAUGAGACUAAUUCAAUUAUACAAAGAUUUUCAUCAGGAGAAGAUCAAUCUGAAGAUGCAAUGAUUUUAGUUGAUGAUGAAUUAAAAGAAAAAUAUUCUGAAUUACAAAAUUUAAAGAAUGAAUUAGAGUCACUAAAACAAAAAGAAAAUCAAACAGGUUUAAAUAAAGAUGAAAAAGAUGUUUGGUUUGAUAAAGUUAUUGGUGUACUUGCUGGUGGUAAUAAUUUAGAUAAUUUACCAAAACCUAUUGUAUGCCCUAAUUGUAAAAAAUACUCAGGCGCAUAUAGAAUCAUUGGGAAACCUUUACUUUUCAUUUGUCCUUAUUGUCAAUAUAAGAUCGGUGAAAAUACAGAUUUAGUUCAACCUUCAGAACAACAAAAUGACACUAAGAAGGAAUCAUUGAUUGAAAACCAACCAAUAGAGAAAUAA
Maudiozyma saulgeensis is the source of this 834-nucleotide messenger RNA. The record is from the annotation of a GenBank genome assembly. NCBI's taxonomy places the organism in Eukaryota, Fungi, Ascomycota, Saccharomycetes, Saccharomycetales, Saccharomycetaceae.